AUGGCACGUGGAGGCGGCGGCGGCAUUCGCAAGCGGGGCCCUACUCGCACCGACCGAGACCGAGACCGAGAUGGCGACAUGGAUAUGGACCAAACUGGCGCACGCGGUGGCAAGCAAAACCGAGGCACCAACGCACGAUCCCGUGGACGUGGAGGUCGCGCUCCUCCUCGCGCUCCUACAGGAGGCCGACCGCAGAUUCGCGACCUCGCCAUGAUUGAGCGGGCCAUCAGCAUGAAGGAAUCUCAAGUCAACCUCCGAACCGGAAAGAACACUGCCAACCCACUGGAAGAAAUCAGUAUUAGCGGUUGGAAGGAAAGCACAGCUGCAAAGAAUCGCGACGGCGGUGUUUCCAACCUUGUCUCAUUUAUCGAACGAAAGAUGAUCGCGAACGCCAGAUCUGGGACCCGCCCUAAAGUCACCAAGUCACGGGUUGAAGGAGAUACCCUUGUUGUAUCAGUACGACCGGAGUGGGCGAGCUAUGUGACUAAUCUCAAUGGAGCCCAGUUUGCUGGAACUAUCAUAACUGUGGAACCCUACGAUUCUUCCUCGAACGUAGCCCUGACCCGUGAGCUUGGAGUGACCGGCGAACUAUCUGCCGCAACUGAAGACACAAAGACUAAAUUGUCUGCCAUCCUCUCCAAACGUUACUACUCCGAUACCAAACUGCUCAAUCUUUCGAGCCUCGCCGCUGACCCUGACCUUCUGGCCAUGGGCAUUUUCAACAGCAUUACUACACAGUCCAAGUUCUUCCCCGCUUUGAUGAAGGUGUGGUCACAGGGAUUCGAAGAUCCUACUGCUCGACGCGAAGCAGUUGUGAGCGUCAGCUUGGCCGGCAAUCAACUCGAAAACCUCACAGUUGUGACUUCCUUGGCCGCAACAAUCCCCGGUCUGAAGAACCUGGAUAUGUCCAACAACAAAAUCAAAGAUUCCAGUUCAUUCAACUCUUGGCGCUGGAAAUUCCGCAAUCUUGAGUUCUUGGAUCUGACUGGUAAUCCUUGGUGCUCUGAUGAGGGCUUCAAGAACACACUGAUGAAGUGGUACCCCACUUUGCAGACCCUGAAUAACGUGCAGGUCCGCACUGCAGAGGAAAUUGCAGCUCUGAAGAAGACCCCCAUCCCUGUUCAAGUACCUUUCUUCCAAGACGAGGCUGACAUCGUCGCCAACUUCAUUGGCCCAUUCUUCAGCGGCUUUGAUAAUAACCGCACUGAACUUGUCAACCGCCUCUACGACGACCGCUCCAUUUUCUCUUUCAACAUCAACGUCGCAGCACCCAAGGCUCCCGAGGCUGAGACUCCCGCCUGGGACCCUUACAUCAAGAAGAGCCGCAAUCUUCUGAAGAUCAACCACCUGCCCGCCCAAAUGUCCCGUAGCCACACUGGCAAGGAUAAGAUUUGCGAGAUUUGGAACUCCCUCCCGCCAACCCGUCACCCUGAUAGUGCCGUCAAUGCCAACCAAUACUUGGUAGAAUGCAACCCGAUCCCUGGACUUGCCGAUCCAACUGGCCAGAGCCCAACUGGCGUCGGAGGUCUCCUCGUUAUGGUUCAUGGCAAGUUUGAGGAAAGUGUCGGAGGAAAGGUUGAGAGCCGCAGCUUUGAUCGAACCUUCGUUCUCGGCCCCGCGGUCGAUGGCAGUAUCCGAGUUAUCAACGAUGCCCUCUGCCUUCGCGCCUAUGGUGGCUCCGAUGCCUGGGUCCCGGAGACUCCACAGGCAAUCACUCAGGCUAUUGUUCCUCCUGCUAUUACUGCCGCUCCUACUGUUACUCCUUCUGCACCUAUUAUCCCGGCUGCCCCGUCUGGUCUGCCAGUCGGUUACGGCGCUCCCGCUCCUGGCAAGACUGAUGCUGAACUCCAGAAAGAGCAGCUCAUUGCCCAGCUGAGUGCGAAGUCAAACAUGACCUUGCAGUACACCGAGAUGGCACUUUCGAGCAACGGAUGGGAUCUCCAGGCUGCCUGGACCAACUUUGAAAACUUGAAGGCCCAGGGUGCUCUCCCUGCCGAUGCUUUCCGUGCUGCAGCCGAACUCUAA
Molecule: messenger RNA, 2025 nt
Organism: Penicillium malachiteum
Lineage: Eukaryota; Fungi; Ascomycota; Eurotiomycetes; Eurotiales; Aspergillaceae
Exons: 3
Coding region: 1-2025 (674 amino acids)
Biological process (GO): poly(A)+ mRNA export from nucleus
Cellular component (GO): nucleus
Molecular function (GO): RNA binding; protein binding
Source: RefSeq, a predicted model, not a curated record